CAUGUAUGUCUUUUAUAAUCAGAAAUUUAGACAAGAGCCAAGAAAACUUUUCAAAUUUCAUAAGAGGAGUGUUGAAUCCAUACUUGAGGUCAGGGAAACUCAUAUGAGAUAGAGAACUGUACUGAAGGUGCUGGACAAUGUUAGAAGCAGCUGGGGAGGCCAAAGGACCAGUCUGAAAAUCUGAAGUGGUUUGUGGGAAACUGCAGAGCUUUUUUUUUAACAAAGUACAGUGUGUAGAUGGAGGGCAGGAAGAAUCCAAACAAAGGGCUUGUAACAAGUUCAUGAAAAGCCAUGCUCACUUCCCACAAUGACUACCCUAAGGAUUAGAAAUGUCAGAGGAGCAGCUGCUCAGAUUUAGGUUUAAAAGACAGAAUACUCCACAGCUGUGUAGAAAGUGGGAGGGAAGUAAGCCAAUCAGGACUCCCAAGAAAGACCUUAAAUUAAGAUAGAUGAUUGAUCCUAGGAAUAAGGUAUUGGUGGAGUAAAAGAAAAAAAAAAAAAACUUUUUGCUGGCGAAGAUGGUUUAGCGGUUAUGGCACUCGGCCACAAAGCCAAAGGACCCAGAUGGAUUCCCCAGGACCCAGGUUAUUCAAUGAAUCAGCUUACUAGGAAUCUACAGAUUAUACCACGGCUUUUUGAUGUAUACAGAACCAUGUGGUUCCGAUCCUACUGGAUGACCUUUUCCUGUUUGAACAAAAUCAAAAGUUGCAGGCCCCCUUGGAAAAGACUAUAUAAUACUUUACAAACCACUGUCGACAGCAACGAGGUCAAAACCUUCCUAGCCCUGGCUCACAAGUGGUGGGAUGAGCAAGGAGUAUAUGCACCUCUUCAUGCUAUGAAUGACCUGAGGGUCCCAUUUAUUAGGGACAAUCUUUUGAAAACUGUUGCUAAUCACCAACCAGCAAAGCCAUUGUCUGGCAUGAAGAUUCUUGAUGUUGGCUGUGGUGGUGGACUGUUAACUGAACCUCUAGGGCGACUUGGGGCUUCAGUUAUUGGAAUUGAUCCUGUGGAUGAAAAUAUUAAAAUUGCACAGCACCAUAAGUCAUUUGAUCCAGUCUUGGAUAACAGGAUAGAGUACAGAGUGUGCUCCCUAGAAGAGAUUGUGGGAGAGACUACAGAAACGUUUGAUGCUGUCAUAGCUUCUGAAGUUGUGGAACAUGUCAUUGACCUAGAAACAUUUAUAAAGUGCUGCCACCAAGUGUUAAAACCUGAUGGUUCUUUAUUUAUUACUACAAUCAACCAAACACAGCUGUCCUAUGCCUUGGGAAUUGUUUUUGCAGAACAAAUUGCAGGUAUUGUACCAAAAGGUACUCAUACAUGGGAGAAGUUCGUGUCACCAGAAAACCUAGAGAGUGUUCUGGAAUCAAAUGGUCUGUCAGUUCAGACUGUGGCAGGAAUGCUCUACAAUCCCUUUUCAGGUUACUGGCAUUGGAGUGAAAAUGCCAGCAUCAACUAUGCAGCUCAUGCUGUGAGGUCCAAAGUACAGGAACACCAGGGGCCUACUGAAUUUGUUUCAAAGGGGGAAACAGAAGAGCUUGGUGAUAAAGCUUCCACCAGCCUGUGGGUACAUGAAGAGCUGAAGAAAUGAACAUUUAUUCAGGAAUGUAAUAAUAUGGCUUAAAAGUCUGAUGUUAGCUGGAUAUGGGGGUUCAUACCUUUAAUCCCAGAUCUCAGGAAGCUGCCUGGACUACAGAAUGAGUUGAGACCCUUCUUUAAAACAAAACAAAACAAACAAAUAAAAUUCAAACCAAACAAAAUAAAAGGUAUGAUGUUAACAAAAAAACAUGAAGUAUAUCUUUUGAGAGAGUAUCAUGAAAGAAAGAAGAAUUUGGGUCAUGGAGAUGCCUCACUGGUUAAAGGCUGUUGGCCCGGGUUUGAUUCCCCAGUACCCACAUAAAGUAGUGCAUGUGUCCAGAGUUUAUUUGCAGUGGCAAGAGGUUCUGGCAUGCCAUACUUUCUGUUUUUCUCA
Jaculus jaculus (lesser Egyptian jerboa) is the source of this 1969-nucleotide messenger RNA. RefSeq names its product coenzyme Q3, methyltransferase (gene Coq3). The transcript has 7 exons. Gene Ontology annotation, biological process: ubiquinone biosynthetic process. Bases 533 to 1588 code for a protein of 351 amino acids. Gene Ontology annotation, molecular function: 2-methoxy-6-polyprenyl-1,4-benzoquinol methyltransferase activity. Lineage: Eukaryota; Metazoa; Chordata; Mammalia; Rodentia; Dipodidae. The record is from RefSeq and is a predicted model, not a curated record.